This is a messenger RNA of Lineus longissimus, 1494 nucleotides long. Its product is annotated as leucine-rich repeat-containing G-protein coupled receptor 5-like. The coding region runs from base 86 to 1303 and encodes 405 amino acids. NCBI's taxonomy places the organism in Eukaryota, Metazoa, Nemertea, Pilidiophora, Heteronemertea, Lineidae. The transcript is spliced from 3 exons. Gene Ontology annotation, cellular component: extracellular matrix. The record is from RefSeq and is a predicted model, not a curated record.
CAUGGAGAUAAAAAGCGGCACUGGCCUCCAUUACAGCGUUUCGUAGCGCUCGGGCGGUCGAUCUGUGGUAGAACUGGCUGAUGAAAUGUCGAUUGUUAGCAUAGUGACGGGGUUGUCCUUCUAUUGUCUCCUUGUUAUCCUCGUCCACACGAGUGCCGAUUUCCAGUGCCCGUGUAGGUGCGAAACGAAGACUGGGAUGACGACUGUGGAUUGUACAAACAGUGACCUCUAUAACAAAGUGCCCAACCUCGGUCCAAGGGACGGGUCAGCAUCACUGACAAGAUUCAAGUUCGUGUUAUUCAAGAACAACCAGCUGACUUCAAUCCCAGCUUAUGCGUUCCGGGGUUUGCGCAUCGACUCGCUCCGCUUUACACAAAACAAUCUGACAUCCAUACACCCAGAUGCGUUUCGGGAGAUGAUUAAAUUGUCAAGUCUAUCCCUCGACUCAUGCGGCUUGACUGAGGUCCCGGAUGUCUUUCGAAACAGCCCAGAGAUCGCAUCUCUCAACUUUGAGGACAACAAGAUUACCAAUAUCCCCAUUGGGGCGUUUCGGUAUGCUAAGGCCUUGCAGUCGCUCAAUCUGAAUAAAAACCCGCUCACCUUUACCGCAGGUAUGUUUAAGGGCUUGGAAGCGUCCCUAAAAAAACUCGACAUUGCCGAGACAAACGUCGAAAAGGUUCCAACAAACGCUUUGGCCUCUCUUAGAAACUUGAGACAGUUGUGCCUGAGUGGGAAUCGUCUGUUGUCCGUCAAUACCAUAUUUGGAAGUGACUCCCAUGACGUCACGUCACGUGUUGGCCUCAAAGUGGAGUACGAUUUCUCCUCGAAUAUGAUUCAAGACAUUUCAGUCGGUGCGUUUCGUGAACGACCGGCACCUGCACUGCUCAAGUUGAACAACAAUAACCUGAAGAGUUUAAACUUUAUAGGCGACCCAUGUUUUUUCAAUGGGACCUUCCUUAUGCUUCACGGGAAUGAUAUCAAAUGUAGUUGCCAAGACUACGAAAUAAACAAAUACCCAGACUUGACCGUGAUGGGCGCCUGUGAUAUACUUCCGGCGAAAUGCAUUGACUUUCACAAGGAUCAGAAAUUUGACUGCGCAUGCCGGAAGUGGCACCUUGCAAACAGAUAUGACAUUGAGAAAGGAACGUGUCCGGUGAAAUUGACAACUACAGCAGGUAUGCCAGAUGGCGCUACUCCUAAAGUCGGAUUUGUAGAAUCUGGAGCCGAUAAACCGAGCAUGCGUUUGAUGAACUUGACUGUACAUAUUCUGAUUCUAUUAAGAUUGUCAAUUUUCACCAUCUAAGGCAUCAUGAGGACAUUAAGGCUCGACCAUAUAAGGUAUCAUCAGGGUGCUGGAUCAGGGUGCUGGAUCAGGGUGUGUCAAUGACUGUUGUGAUUUCUCGAUAAAGUCAUGUGCUGUACAGAUUUUUAAAUGUUGCUUGUGAUAAUAAAAAUUUGGGACUAUCUUAUAAUAGACCAAUCGUUUUGGGUUCA